GUGGUUCUUGCUUUCUUGGAACAAGUAUUGAAACAAUUCCCAUGCAAAUUACUUUCACCCUAUACUAAACCUGAUCAAUUUUCUAUUUCCAAAGGUGUCUCCCAACUGUGAGAGUUGUUUAAUAAUUUUUGGAAAAUAUUACUGUGGUAUUUGCCGCUUAUUUGAUGACAGAGACAAAGGACAGUUUCAUUGUGAUGACUGUGGAAUUUGUAGGUAAGUUUGAAUGGUUUCAGAAAUGUGUUUUGUACUGAUUCUUUAAAAACCCUUCAAUAACACCAUUUUAUGUUUAUGUCCAAGUAUAUCAGGCAUCUGGAAUCAUGAAACCAUGCAAUGUAAUCAGCUUUAGAUAUUGUAUGAUUAAAUAUAGAUAUGCAGUAAAGUACCAUUCUUGAUCAUUUUUCACUUCCAAAAUUUACUAUUUUUUCCACCGAGACAUGCAUAGCCCAAUUGCGAUUGCUUUGGGAUAAUUCUCGAAACAAAUGAGAAUUUGAUCUAAUAUAUUUCCUUCUUGAUGGCAUGAUAUAAUGUAGGGUUGGAGGACGAGAUAAAUUCUUUCAUUGUGGUAAAUGUGGCAUGUGUUUAAGUAAAUCCAUUCUUGAUUCUCACAAGGUAUGACUACAUAUCUUAGACUUAGUAGUGCAGGCCUUAAAAUAUCUUUUACAGGGCCGUCUGACAAAAUGUCCGAUGAAUUCGAGUUUUGGUCGGACACACGUAUGAUGAUGUCCGAUGACCUUCAGUUCAGAAAAUUAAUUAAUUUGUGUCAUUCAGACUUAUUUCUGAUACGGAAAUAAGUCUGAAUGACACAAAUUAAUACCAGCACAAUGUAUUAAUUCUGAACUAAAUCUUAUGAAGAUAUUAAAUAAAAUGUGUCGUUCAUGCUUACUUCCAAGCCAAAAUUAACUUGCUUGGGUGCAUUUUGAUUUACAAAGCUACAGUUUGGUCAGACACCAAUACACUCGGGUCGGACAAACAAUAAACCUCAGUUUCACUUAGAUCGGACAGAAUGUCCGGUGGUUUCCUCACUACGUCGGACAAUCUCACGAAUGGGUCGGACAAUGUCCGUGACCGACCGAUAUUUUAAGGCUUGAGUAGUGUACUGUACUGUACACAUACAGUAUCUUCAUUAGUUAUUAUUUGAAACUUACAAAAUGUUUAAUGCAAUAAUGAACAUCGAAAAUAAAAUUUAUUAUAUUUGUAGUGUUUGGAAGAAAGUUCCAGAAACAAUUGUGCUAUUUGCUUAGAGGUAUUGAUUAUGUGCUGUUUUUAACAAGUACAGAUUUUAAAAUGUUGCAAACAUGAUAUGUUUAUCAGUCGUUUUCCACAUACGACUUUAUUUGUAGACUGUAGAAUUGUUUAUUUCAUUGAGUGUUAAAUAUACUUACAGUAAAAUACUAUUUACUGAACUUUUCAACUUAGGAUCUACAUACCUCUACAAUUGCAGCUCAUGUUCCAAAAUGUGGUCAUCUUAUUCACUCGUAAGUUAGAAAUUUUGGCUACUAUUUGUGCUUCAGUACUCAGUGGAUAAUUUACCACUAGUUUUAUCCUUUAAUACAGGUUAAUUUUAUCCAUUGCAAGUUUGUUACCAGACCAUCAAUACCAGACCGCAAUUCCGAAAGUAGCGAGCCCCUUCUACUUUCGGUUUUAUGCGCUGGAAUUGCUUACAGAAGUAAAAAAAGUAGAAAACGUUAAUCUUUAGAGUAGAAAACGUGCAUGUUUUCAUACUAUAUUUGGGAAUGUAUCGAAAUCACCUGGGCCAAGAAAAAUACCAGGUUUCUUUUCUUUUUUAGAAACGUUCAUCUUUAAAAAACGUCUAAUUUCACAGAAAAUAAAAUUUCUUAUUUUUUUUAUUUUCGCCACGAAGUGGGUACGAAAAAUUGCUCCCAGUUCUUUGCAAGCUUCAGUAAAAAAUUUGGUGAUAUCUAACAUGAAAAUAGAAUUGGGAAGCCUAGUAUGUAUUUUUUUCUUGGCCCUGUUCUAUCGAAAAUUGCGUUACCAAUGAAUAAUUUCUAUAUCGCCGUAAAAUUAACGAGUUGUUAUAUAUUUCUAUUUUCCGUCUGCUUACCUUAGGACUUGUUACAGUGACCUACUUCAAUCUGGGUAAGUUUUAAAGAUUGUAUUGACCGCUCUUGCCCAGUUUUCUCCGCAUGAAAUAUUAAACUUACCCACUGCUGCUAAUCUAUACAACAUGAAUCAGUUUCAUAUUUAAAUGUUCCAAAAAAUGUUUUAUAUCAUUAUGUAUUUGAAUAUUGAGAUUCCACAAACCAGUUACUGUCCGACUUCUCAGUGCGCUGGUGUAUGAGAAUGUACGUGGCUGGGGUAUUUAUUCUAAAAAUUUUAUUCACAUACUUUAUUACUGUAUUUUGUAAAGUGGAUACACAUGUCCAACAUGCAACGAAUCCUUGGUAGAUAUGUCUUCAACUUGGAGUAAAUUGGAUUCUACGAUUGCACAAACUCCAAUGCCUCCGGAAUAUGCGAAUAUGGAUGUGCGAGUGAGUGAACAGUAUAUAAUUUACAUACAGUAAAAUCAACCAUUACGUAAAAUUUCCAGUGUAUAAAAGUGAUCAAUGUUGAUUGGCCUUUGGUGAUUGGCUAGCGCGUUCGAUGCACUCUAGAUUACUGCAGGAAUGACGAAACGAACUGCUUCGAGCACUUGUCGACUUUAUGACAUUGUUAAGCUUUUAAGAGGACUUAUAACCUUACAUUUUCCGAGCUUUGAUGACCUUUCAAUUUUGAUACCCUUUCUGAAAUCAACGUUGAUGACUCAUAAUAGUCGAUCAAUAAUUCAUCGACGCACGCCAGCCUCUAUAAAAUCAGUACAAACAGAACUGCGCUUUUGCUACCUGAAAACCACAAUAUCCAGUCACUCUUUAGUAGUUGAGGUUAGUCCCAAGUUUUUGUUUCAGAUUCAGUGUAAUUUUCAGGUGGUACUUUUUGUAAGACUUUGAAGGCUUUUCACAGGGUUCGUACUUGAAAGUCAUUCAAUGUCCUUGAAUUUGAAAAUAAAAAGCCUUGCAUUUGUAAAGAAGUACUUGAAAGUCCUUAAAUUUUUCUUGCUUUAGUUUUUGGAUAUUUCCUGAAAUUGUUCGGCAUUCAAAACGGACAUUUUGUUGAAUUGAUUUUGCAUGUUCAUAUCGGACAAAGCUGUUUGAAACUCAUUAAAGUUGCAAAAAUUCAACGUCAGAUUUUACUGAUUGCUAACCCCUUUUUCUUCAGUAUUUAGCUCUUGAAUUUGCGGACACAUGACCUUGAAAAGUCCUUGAAUUUGACUCUUCCUCACAUGUAUACAAACCCUGUUUUCAGUUACAAGAAAACAACAUUCCCUAAUAUGACCGGGAAUUCUACGUAAUGUUUUACUCAGGGUUUUACUGUCGCGCCAUGAUCAGCCCUGUGAGGACAUCGUCUCAAUCAGAACGAUUAAAUUUGACUGGUGACAUCAAUCAGUCAGAUCAUGCCGAAGCUGAAAACAUUAUAGAGAGGAGCCGAAAUAAUUGUAGUUAUCGAGAAAAUUUUGAAAACAGUGCGACAUUUUGAGAACAGUGAUGCUCAGAGUCUUAAAAGUCUUUGUACUUUGAUUCGUGUACUGUACAUUAUCGUUUUAAAAACUGAACAAAACGCUUAAUUUUAUUUUAGGUUCUUUGUUGUGACUGUCACAAGGUAAGAACUGGGGCCUCAUCAAAGUUAAACGUUCGUAUACGUACGUGUGUACUAGGAAAUAACUAAAUUAAUAAAAAGAAAGUAUUAAGGUGUGUGCAUGAAAUCUAACGUAUAUUGCUGUCUUAGUACUUAUAUAAAGUUAGGAAGAUUCAGUUCAUCAGACAAAGUCUGCGUGUGUAUUUUCACAUACAUAUGAAAAACACUUGACUGGAACACUGCUUUUACCGCAUUUAUUAUUAGCAUGACAAAAUUACUGGAUGCUGAUUGGUUGAGAGGAGUACAAUUAUUUCAUUAAUUGUACUGCAGUAGAAUUAAUGAUUUUCCCAAAUCAAACAAAAUGGCGGAAAGGUAUUUUAAACACAAGCGUGAAAUGAAAUUGCCGUGAAGAAACUAGAUGAAAAUACGAACAAAAGCAGCAAAUUUUGCUUGAACGAAAGAACUAAAUGAAAAUACAAACAAAAGCACCAAAUUUUGGUUGAAAGUCUGGCAGGACUGGGCUUUGGCGAGAGAAUAUGAUGUUGACAUUGAGAUAGUACGUAUCCAAUUUUGUCAUGCUAAUAAUAAACAAGUAAUCAUGCGAUGUUGCUCGUACAAUUAGGGAUUAAUAGUACUCGUGAUGUUUGGAAAUUUGCCAAAUCGGACUCGCCUCGGCGGCUCGUCCAAUUUUGGCAAAAUUUCCAAACAUCACUCGUACUAUUAAUCCCUAAUUACCUAUACUUAAAUUGGACUAAAAGAUUAAAACGAAUAAGAUUUAUGUUUAGAAAAACAUUUAUCAACUCAUGCAGUGUACGAAUAAUUUACAGAAGCAAAUACUAGGUACCGGCAUUUCAAUAUAUAGGACAUGAAAUUACAACCUGCUAACUUUUGUCAUCUAUUUUCACAUGCAGUAUUGUAUGUCCUAUUAUACAUCGCUUGACUUGCGGCCUAGGCCGGGCGGCCCUCAGGACACCUCUUCACCUACAUAUGGUAGUGGUGCAUGUUCAUUUAUGUAAUAAUUCAUGCAUGGUAUUUGUUAUUUAGUAUUCCAUGGUAAAAUUUCACAUUAUUGCUCUGAAAUGUGGUGAAUGUGGUUCCUACAACACAUGCCGUGAUGAUGAUGGUAAUGCUCCUGUCAACCCUGCAGUUGCCGCAGCUGUAGUGGCUCAGGCUCAGAAUGUUUUAGAGUUAGAAGUGCAGGAGGGAGAGGAUGAUGAUGAGGAUGGUGAGGGUGAAAUAGGGGACGAUGAUGGUUCAGAAGGUACAAGUGACGACAUGACAGAUAAUGGCGAUGAUGAUGAUGCCUCCCUUCGAUCUGACUUGUCUUUAGACUAGACGUUAAUAUAUAAUUUGUUGAAUUAUUUAAGCGUUCCUUUAUACAGCCUGGAUUUAAACAUCAAGUUUUAAUACACCUUCAGUUACGUUUAAUCUUCAACGGAAUCUUCGCACGAAACUGACCACGGUUUAGAAGGAUCCAUAGCAAUUAAAUGAUGCCCAGUCUAGAAGGACAAUAAUCAGACAAUUCAUUCUCCGAAACACGACAUCGAUCGCAUCGCAAGAAUGAAUGAUAAAAUAUUGAUCAAAACACUGAAUAACUCCUACAAGGAUUCUCUCAAGCAAAUGUUGGUUUCAGGUUUCAUAGCCAUGUUUCACAAGGAAGGUCGGGAAAACGUUUUAUUUUAUAAAUAAUAAUAAACUUUAUUUAUAUAUAGCGCACAAAUCCAAAGCUAUUCAAGGCAAUUUACAUGAUUUAAAAAUAGAACUACUAUAUACAAACAAAGUAAGGCACCUAAAGUUAUCUAUAUAAAUAAAGAUUUGCUACUAACAAAUUUUGAAAAAAGAUAAGUUUUAACUGACUUCUUAAAAGCGUAAACACUAGAUGACUUGCGAAUAUCCAAUGGUAAAAUAUUCCAAAGUCUAGGUGCACAAACUGAAAAAGCUUUAUCACCAUAUGUCUUCGUAAUAGUCCUCGGUUGACUUAAUUAAUAGUUCAUUCGAUACAGAUCGUAGUGAUCUUGAGGAUUCGUGAAACUGUAGUAGAUCAGUUAGAUACCUGGGACUCAUGCCAUUGUUUGUUUUAUAAACUAGCAAUAAAAUUUUUAAAACUAUGCGGUAAUGUACUGGCAGCCAAUGCAGAUAAUAAGCAGCAAUAUUUAUAGGAAGUACAACUGCGUUUCCAGCGAAGGCCCUUCGUCGGGAAAUUAGUAAGCUACAGUACUUGGAUGUUCUGCUUAUAUUCUGCAUACUUCCCUACGCUGGCACAAACCGUUCAAGAUUUUAUAUUAAGUAAUAUUGUGUACAAUACAAAAUUAUAGACAAAUGUAUAAAAAUACAUUGAUCAUGAACACGACUAGACAUGAUUAAGACGGACAAAAUGUUAAAUAGAAGCCAGAAAUUUUGUAAAAAGAGAGAAAUUUUGCAAAUGUGUCAAUAAAACGUUCAUGAUCGGAGACGUUUUUAACAGGUCGGUCGGGAACCUGAAACCAACAUUUUGUUUGGCCUACGUUAUUCGUCCAGCUCGAUAGGUUUUUAUUGAGCGAUUAAGAAGAAAAGUUACCAGCUAGAACUAUAUUGUACAUAAACUAAUUUCGAUCAUCAAUUUUAUCUGCGAUUUUAUUCCUAAUUUUUAAAAAAAUAUGUGUACUAUACUGUAUGUGAACUAUAUUUAUCAAAAUUCAUAUUAUGCAACAAGUAUACAAUGUAAUUCGUACCUCUGUUGACCUUGCCUCAACUUUGAUAACACAGUUUAAAUUCCCACAAUGGCUCACACAGUUCUGACUUUUAUUGCAGUUCAACCUUACCAUAACAGACUGACGAGACUAAACAAAAAUUGCACUGGAAUAUAACGGUAUGCCAAGGUAGAUGAGAUGGUGUCAUGGUGGUUUUGAAACUGAAGAGGUUUCCUGCAUGUGUUUCUGUCAUAUUAAGCUAAUACUUCUUUCAUACUUAACGUUCCAAUUUUGAUUGGGAGCCCAACUUAAAAAAGGGGCAAAACAUUUGGAAUCCCAAGGAGGACUAUGCAUCCCAAGAUAAUUACUAUCGGCCAGCUGCUAGAACAAACUAUGGCAAAUUUUCAUUUAAGUUUUUUGCUUCUCAAUUAUGGGAGACUACCCGUUUUCCUUAAAUCACUCCCUUUUAAUUCUUUCAAAAAGGAAUAUAAAAACUUUCUACUUUAUAAUCA
Paramuricea clavata is the source of this 6811-nucleotide messenger RNA. NCBI's taxonomy places the organism in Eukaryota, Metazoa, Cnidaria, Anthozoa, Malacalcyonacea, Plexauridae. The record is from the annotation of a GenBank genome assembly.